AUGGGUUCCCGCCAUUAUUAUGUAAUUCCUUCUCCUUCUUCCUUCCAUGGCUUCCUUGCCUUCUGUUACCCUCACUGCUGCUCUCAACCUCGAUUCCGGCUUAAGAAAGCGACAUUCUACCAGCUUUUCCUCAACGAUAAGAUUGUAAACUUGCGUGAAGCUCUGUCUCUGUUGAAAGAAGGGCAUGCAAAACUGAUGGAUGUUGCUGCAGAUGAUCUUGCAGCUCAUAAGAGUGGAUCCAUAGCACUUAAUAUGCUCCAGAAAUUAUAUCGCUCGGGUAUGAAACCUCUCUCUUCACUUUCUCCAGUGUUUGAAGUGUUUAUUGUAGACUAGUAACCUUAGAACAAGGGGUACAAAUUCAUGCUCUGAUCAUUAAGAGUGGUG
This is a messenger RNA of Cucurbita moschata (crookneck pumpkin), 384 nucleotides long. RefSeq lists its product as uncharacterized. Lineage: Eukaryota; Viridiplantae; Streptophyta; Magnoliopsida; Cucurbitales; Cucurbitaceae. The transcript is spliced from 3 exons. The record is from RefSeq and is a predicted model, not a curated record. Bases 1 to 333 code for a protein of 110 amino acids.